AGAGAGAAAUAGAGAGGGUUAGAAAUAAAGUAAUGGAUGAUUAAUAUAGGUCGUGAGAUUUUUUUUAAAACUCGUGUCUUCCCCCUACUGACCCUCGCUAGCAGCAGUAUCGCUAGCACCUGUCCUUAUCUGUAUCUCAUUAGAUUCAUAUGGAUUCGAACCUUUUAUCUUAAAUAUACGAUCCACAAAGGGGCAUGGUCCCAUCGAUUCGAUCAAAAAUAACCGUUAGCCGAUCUUAUGGAUCUAAUUUGUUUUCUUUCGAUUAUUCUUCCUUAUUUUCACUCUUCAUAUUAAAAAAAAAAUCACUUGACGAAUAUGUGUAAUGGAUUCAAUCGUGUAUUGACUCGAUAUCAAGGGGGCCUCACAGCUACAGCCGUUCAGUUUCACAGCUGUUAAGAGGAAAAAAAAGGAGUCGCACAGUAGUGGGAGUGAGGCUUCUGGAAGUCGGUGGUUGUAUGUUUAUUUCUUUUUGAUUUCAUCUCUUGGACUAGUGUCACUGGAUGCUAAGUACGCCAGGAGUCUACCACACUUCCCAAAAAGCCUUGUGUCUUAAAUAUUAGUUCCGCAGUGUACAUCGAGUGAGCAAUACGAACUAACGUUAUUCUGGAUUGCUUCUUAUUCUGUUUUGGUGCUUAUAUUGUGUUAUUUUUUAUACAUAUAGUAACAGAUCCAUCUAGUAUUUUAAAUAAACUCAGGAUAUCGGAUUAGAUUUCGUUUCAUACGUUUUAUUGGGAGUCCAGUUUUACCUGCUAAAAAGGUUUCCAAUGAGAGUAUUACACUAGUCAAGUGGUGGCCACAGAGCGGUCAGCCCACGUGUGGCACGCUUGACUGGAACCGAUUGUUAGGUAUACUGAAGGACAGCCUAUGGUACGAUCCAAGUUGUACCAAUCUGAAUGAGUCCUUCCAACUCCGCUGGUGCUGGUCUCUUCGGUCAAGCGGAUAUAAUGUGUGUGAUUGGUGAUAAGUGGCCACGUGAUCCGUAGGAUGAGCGCGGCCACUGCAGUGCGCCGAUCGGUGCCUUCCUCCAACUCUGAUAUUAGGAUGAGGAAUAACUCCAGGGGCGCCGACCACACCUCCGAGUCGUCCAACUCCCAGGCGCAUGCUACGCCACCCUCAUCCCCUGUCCACGAGAGCGCAAGGCCGUCCAGAGGCUGCUGCUUUUGCUGCUUGGCAGUAAAAAGCAGCAAUGGCGGUGCAGACAAGUCCAGGGACAAUAAACUCACAACUAUGCCAGAGAAAGACGAGCCACCUACGCUAGAAGAGUUAAAGUUAUGGGGUGAAUCUUUUGAGAAACUAAUGAAGUGUUCAGGAGGACGGAAGUUAUUUCGGGAAUUCCUCAGGUCGGAGUACAGUGAAGAGAACAUGUUGUUUUAUUUGGCAUGUGAGGACCUCAAGAAGGAGGAUAACCCCGAGCUUAUAGAGGAAAAGGCCAGGCUAAUAUAUGAGGAUUAUAUAUCUAUACUCUCGCCUAAAGAGGUUAGUUUAGAUUCUCGAGUCCGAGAAGUUAUAAAUAGAAACAUGGUUGAACCCACACCGCACACAUUUGACGAAGCACAACUCCAAAUAUGGACAUUAAUGCAUCGAGAUUCCUACCCACGGUUCCUCAACUCACAGGUGUACAAACGACUUUUGCAGCAAUUGUCAUGAGAGGAUGAACACUCAACAAGUGCACUCAACUGUUCUUGAAAUUAACCAGUGUAUAUUUUCUUUUCAAUUUUUUCAGAAGUGUAAUCUCAUUUAAAUCUAUCAAAUUCUGGGGAAUACAUCAGCACGAGCAGGAUCAAAUGUUGCCAAGCUAUCGUCUGACGUCUUCUGCUUUCAAGAAGCACUUUCUGACUUCAGAGGGAGACAAAAAAAAAGUUUUCGAAAAAAAAAAAUGAAAUGGGCUUAUUUCAUUCCGAUUAUGGUGAAUGGAUAGUUGGAUACUCGUGAUUAUUUCAUACAUGCAGUUAUAAAGUGAUGAUCCGGCAGUGUGUGAAGUAUCAUUACAUCAUUCAGAUUGACUAGAAGCCACUCAUCCUUUCAUAUUUGAUGCAUUUGUUUAAUAAUAUUUUUUUUUUACUAACUAGUCAAAACUGUUACCAUGGUGAUCACUUGGACAAACACAAGCCUGAAUGUAAAUACUAAGAAGAGCACAUUAACAUUUUUGUAAAGAUUAAAAGGCAUUUGAAUACAUUGAUACCUUUUUUAGAAUCAUAUCAUGUAUGGGCCCUAAUAUAAAUCUUUUUUUUUUUGUGUUAGAUUUUUUUGGUUCCAUCUUUGUGGCUUUGUGUUUUAAUUAUUUUUUCGUAUUGUGUCAUUAAAAAUAAACUGAUAUGUUUUGAUUACUUUUAAAAAGAUAACCUUUAGACCUAGAUCAAUACCUAGAUCAGUUUUAACAAGUAUACAGAGUGACAGUAUUAUAUACUAGGCCUAAACUUUUUUUGUACAAAAAUCAAACAUAACCUAGAUCUUUGAAAAAUAAAUUUAAUUUUUCAUAAGCUUAUAGCACAUAGUUUAAGAAAAUAUGAUAUCUUGUCGAUAUUAUUUUAAAUGACGUUUUUUUUUACUACCCAUGAUCAGCAUUCAGCUGUCAUGAUUCGUGAUAUCCCAUAAUUCUCUGUACAUUUUGUUCCCUUUCUACAUAAACUACUGUUCAGGCUCGGUGAAAUUGUAACUUUAUAUUUUGUGUCCACUCCAAUCCUUGCUCAUGUUGAGCUCAAGGUGAUAGAUAAUAUUUAUUUUGCAUACAUAUUUUACUUUAAAGUGGUAAAAGAAUGUAACCCAUAUAAAUAUUAUUCUUAUUUUUAUUCUGACCAAAUUACCACUAAGUUACCACUGAUAAGAUACCACUGAUAUUCAUCUUAACCGAUUAAGCCCUUUAAAAAAAAAUAUAAGGCUCAAUUACAUAGAAUUUAAUGAGCAGUAACUAAUUGUUAUUAUCUUUCCCAAUACCUUGAUCUCUUCCUGAUAAAUAGCUUAGUAAAUUAAAGUUGGAAAUAUAAAAGUAAUUUGUCUUUAUUUUCUAGUUCUGAAAAAGCUCCAACACCAUCUCCUUAGCCUAGCCCAGGUCUGUUGAUGGUUGUACCUUUUAUUUUGACUAGUAAGUUUAAUAUUUCAUCCAUGUCAUGAUUUAACUUAAUUCAUUCAAUAUGGGUUAAAUUGAUUGUUUGUAUAUAUUUAAAAAGUUGUGUGGACAGGUAGGAUACUAUGAAUGUACAAGACCUCUAAGUGUGUCGUGAUGUAGUGGAAAUAAAUUCAUGAACUAAAUAUUAUUUUUAUGUCCUCCAUAAAUCUUAUAAAUACCAUUAUACAUGAACCUUUUUAUCAAGACAAUAUUUAUUAACCUGGUCAGAUUAGUUCAAUUUGAGUUUUUAUAUUUAUAUUUCUUGCAAACUGUAUUGGUAUUAAUGCAAUCCUACUGGUAUUUCAAAUCUUCUCUGUUCUAAAAAAAAUUUUCAUAACUUCACCACCUUGUAACUAUUACUGAUUCAUAAAUGAAAUGAAACGCAAACAAAAUGGGAGGAGGAUACUCUGUAACAGAGAGAAUUCUAAUUAGCCAGUUCUCUAUGAAGACCAAAAUAAUUUGUUGAACAAUCAGCUGUGUUGAUCUGGUAGUAUGCCCACUGGAUUAAAGAAAAAGGCCAAAUUUAGUAGAAAUGAAACUUUUAUCGGUGUAAGAAUAAGAAAUAUAAGUUCUGUGGGAUUUUGUGUGUGUUUGUUCAAUCCAGAAAUGUUUUAUUACGAAGUAGAGAGUAUGAGUACAGGUCUUACUACAGGGUAUCUCUUACACAGUCUUGUCUGUAGGU
Messenger RNA from Biomphalaria glabrata, 3788 nucleotides. Its product is annotated as regulator of G-protein signaling 17-like. The record is from RefSeq and is a predicted model, not a curated record. Lineage: Eukaryota; Metazoa; Mollusca; Gastropoda; Planorbidae. Bases 985 to 1647 code for a protein of 220 amino acids. The transcript has 7 exons.